Molecule: messenger RNA, 1074 nt
Organism: Adineta ricciae
Lineage: Eukaryota; Metazoa; Rotifera; Eurotatoria; Adinetida; Adinetidae
Source: the annotation of a GenBank genome assembly
AUGACGAGAGUAAAGAUGGUCGAAGACAAUAAUCCAUCAGCGAUUGUUAUUGGAAGAGGAAAUGAUCGUGUAGCAAUUAAUUUCAAACCGAAUCAGCUCGGUCAAUUGCAAACAGGAUUGCUAUCAUCGAUUUUGAUCGAACUUGGCGAUAUUGAAGUCGAAAUACGUCGAUCAAAGAAGGCGUUAGAAACUCGGUCGAAAUCUCUCAAUCAUCGACUCAAUGAACUAGGCAAAUCGAAGAAAAACGGUGAGAAGUCGAAACCAGUACAAGCUCAUUGGGAUUACUCGUCAUUAUUUGGACCAAAUAUGUGGUCACGAAUAUUUCCCGACUUGAAAGAUCGGAAAUUUCAAUCGCCUAUUCGAAUCUAUACCGAACAAGCAGAAUAUGAACCUAUAUUAACUCGGUAUCCACUCAUAUUUGAUACUGUUGACGAUUGCUGUCAAACGCUUGAAAAUACAGGACACACAUUUCAAGUGUCGGGAACCGGUCACACUUAUAUUACCGGCGGUCCUGUACUCGAUGAAUUCCAGUUUUUACAAUUUCAUAUGCACUGGGGUGCCAAUGAACAUGAAGGCUCUGAACAUGUCAUUGACGAUGUUCGAUCGGUAGCUGAAUUGCACAUUGUUACAUGGAAUACAACGCAGUUUUCAACUCCUCAAGAAGCAGCUAUAUCCGAUCAAUUCGAUGGUUUAUUGGUAUUUGCUGUAUUGUUCAACGUCGUACCAAUCGACAAUCCAACGUUGGAACAAUUAAUAGAACUUCUUCCACAAAUCGCACAUAAAGGACAGAAAAUUACAUUAGACUCGAACGUUGUUUCAUUAAGAAAUUUCAUGCCUAAGAAUAUGGAAGAUUACUAUACAUAUAGCGGUUCAUUAACUACUCCCAUGUGUUACGAAAGUGUUCGAUGGGUUAUCUAUCGCGAGCGAAUGAAUAUUUCACGAAAACAGCUCAAUCAAUUACGAAAACUAAGACAUACGUGUGCAAGCGACAAAGCAGUUAAUGGAUGUAUCAAGAAAAACUUUCGACCUUUGAUGCCGAUCAACGGACGAAGAAUUUUUCGUUCUUUUCGUUGA